This is a messenger RNA of Phytophthora sojae, 3144 nucleotides long. RefSeq lists its product as hypothetical. The transcript has 6 exons. The coding region runs from base 1 to 3144 and encodes 1047 amino acids. Lineage: Eukaryota; Oomycota; Peronosporomycetes; Peronosporales; Peronosporaceae. The record is from RefSeq and is a predicted model, not a curated record.
AUGGAUCCUCCGUCGCGUGCGUUCGCCGACGCGGCUGCCGCUGCUCUUCGGGCUCUCCAGUGCUCCGAACCGCUGUUGAUGUCACCACCGACCACUUCGGGUCGUCGUCCGGCGCGCCAGGCUCGUUCGGCGGGUGCCCCCGCCCCUAUCGCCGCUGGUGCUGUGUCUCAAGCCCCGGCCGUGCCUGCAGGUGACCCUACGCUCCUUCCGGCCGCCUCCGGGACCUCGGUCGACCCUCCACCGGCUCCUCCAAGUAGUCCUGAGUCUGCUGCUGAGGCGACCGAGACUCCCUCGCCGGCAGUUCCCAUUGAAGAGGCCCCUGACUCGCCGCCGACACCGCCGCCAAGCGCCAGCGCUCCACCGCCGCCAAGUCCCGCGCCUUCGGUCACGUUGGCAACUCGCGGGGUGUCGGUGGGAAGCGAGGCAGCUGUAGGAGCGGCUGUCUUGGGCGAGCAGCAGAUGCAGGAAGUCGCUCUUCUCGUCGUGGGUGUUGCCCGUUUGCCUCCAGCUCGAGUCAACGCUGCUCUCGACCGCAGCCUGCAAGCUGCCACUAACGUCGGUGAGGUGCUGGCCGCGGCUGUGGCCCCUGUACGUCUCCAUCUCGCGGAGUCGGAUGAGCUGGUGAAUCUCCGUCGCGACAAUGAUCGCCUGCGUGAGGAGCUCGCCGACACCCAAAACAAGCUCGACGAGGAGAUGCAUCUCCGCCAACGGGCAGACUAUCUCCUCGUGACGGCCAACUCAGACUGCAACCAGGCGCUCGAGAACCUCCAGGACAUGCGCACCGAGCUCGCACACGCCAACCAGCAAUUGUUGGGGAUGAACGCGGCUAUCUCCCAGCACGGCAACAUUACUCGGUCGUUGGAGGGUCGGACGCAGACCGCGGAAGCAGACGCAGCAGCUGCUGUUCGUCUGAACACGCAGAUCCACGAACAUAUUAAAGCAAGCCUCGUUGUCUACAACACCCAGUUGGAAAAGCUUCGGAAGCAGUUGGCCAACCGUGACCGAGACAACGUUAUCCCUGCCCGUAUCAGGGCAUUGACGGACGAGAACAACAGCUUGCGACGGGCAAACUCUAUCCUCCGACGACACUCGGCAGCCCAUGGGAUCGACGUGGAUACCUUGGUUUUGGCCUCGGCUGGCAUCUCUGCCGCCGAGAUCGAUCGGAACCUCCUCGGACUGUCCCCACCGACGGUCACUGUCGAGAGUCCGCGCCGUGACGAAUCCUCGUCCGAGGAAGAGGAAGAACCCAAGACGGCUGACGUGUCGAUGGCUGAGCGCACCGAGGGUUCAUCCGCUCCCGCGGCUUCGGAGGUGGCGUCUGCUGGUUCGUCUGAGUCCACCGGGACUUCCAACCGCAAGCGCGAUUCGCAAGCCGAGUCGGCCUCUGCUGAGGGCACGGCAUCUCAGCCUUCUCCGCCCAAGCGUUUCGGUAGAAUGUCGGCCGACCUGAGAGCCAGAGCUGCAGCGGCCGCUGCGUCAUCUAGCCCUCGGUCAGCAUCGGGUAAGGUCCCUGCACCGACUCCGUCGAUGCCACGACCCUCAACAACGUGCCGGACUAGCCGGCUGGAUGCUCAGCCUCUUCCGUACGAGCACUCGAACGUGCCGCUAUACCCUAGGUUGGCGGGCGCUGCUCCAGUUCCUCAGCCAGCUCGGUCUCAGCCUCCGCGGGACGAGGGCCCCCCCGACUUCGUGUUCGGCGGUGCUGGAAGUCCAGACGACGUCACGCAAGACGAACUUAAGCCCGGCGAGAUUCCGGACGCGCCGGUCGGUACAGAGGAGGCUGAAGGCUCCGCUUCCGCGGCUCCUGCUACCACCACCGAGUCUCCGCCUGCCGUCCCGGUUCCCGAAGCUGCGUCGAUCGUGUCCCAAGCCUCGGUCAGCGUUGGUCCGAUGGGCAACGCACCUGGCGAGUCUCCUGCUGGUGACAACGAGGGUCCGUCUGCCUCGAGAAGCUCGCCGUCGGCUCCUCCAAUGAGGACUGCCGCUGUCCCCGGUGACUCAUCGCCUCCCGGGGGCUCGCCAGAAGGAGGGUCGUCAGAUGGCUCGGAGACCUCGGAGGAUUGUGCAGCACUCAUGCGAGAGAUGUUUGGCUCCGACGACGAAGAAGAAGAAGCCUCGGCUGCCCAACGGACAGGUCCUGCAGCACCUCCGGCGCCUCAGCCUAUGGCGACCGAGGUUCCUGUGGCUGCUCAAGCCGCUCCAGCUGCGCUGUCCCAACCUUACACUCGGUCGACUUUGGUUCAUGCUCACGCGUUGGUGACAGCUACAGUGACUGCCACACCGAGGGCUGGUCCUGCUUCUAUCGCCCCUGCGGUGGUCGACGCUUCGGACGCGGCGGCAGGGUCGCGCAAGCUCAACAACCUGGCGUCACGGUUUCUUGAACCGGGAUUCGUGUCACCCGGUGGUCAAGAGUACGGGAUCGAGGCCUUCGGCAAGUGGGAGAACCUCGCUCACCCUUUCCAAGUUCUGCGCCAGCUCUUCCCGGAUCCAUACCUGAUCGACUUCCAGGGCAAUUCCUUUCACCCUAACGAGAAGGGCGACCUCGGGCUGGCCCUGUGGGAGCGUCGUCAUUUGAUUCGGGCGAAGGCCGUCAAAGCAUUCAUCGACAACCUCGCUGCAACACUGGGUCACCGCAACCCGGUGGUUAUGAAGCUUCGCAAGGAGUGGGCCAAGUACUACAAGAAGCGCAGCUACCGUGCUGACCGGUUGCGAGAUCGGAUGGUCAACAAGCUGUGGGUAGGAUGCAUCGAGUACGACGGGCAGCCCUACCAGCACCCGACCGAGGUUCUUUUGGAGCCCUCUUACAUGCAAUACUCGUUCGAGGUGAUGGAGUGGAUCCCUACGACCGACGGCUGGAUCUCUGAGAUUGCCGAGCUUGACGCCCGCGAGCCGUGGCGUAACCGCUGGUUUCAAGAUCCGGCAAGCCACCCAUACAACACUGCGUUCGCUCCGUGCAACGAUGUUCCCUUGUUUGUUCCUCGAGGCAUGACUAGGGAGGCUGUGGCUACGUCGGUCAUGAUAGAGCCGUCGUUGCGGACGUCGAUGGUGGCUCGCUCUCCUGAGGAAACCAAGGAGUCGGACGAAGGGGAAUCCACUACGCAGUCGAACCUUGGCAUGCUGACUCAAGCUGCGUCGGAGAUCUAA